Trichoderma atroviride IMI 206040 is the source of this 720-nucleotide messenger RNA. The record is from RefSeq and is a predicted model, not a curated record. Lineage: Eukaryota; Fungi; Ascomycota; Sordariomycetes; Hypocreales; Hypocreaceae.
AUGGAAAAUUCGGGGUCCCGUCUGCUCCCCCAUAGACAAGCCAUUAACCGGCAGAUUAGUAGUCAAGUGGGUGACCAUUGGCGAACACCGGCUGUUGCAUUCACCGCUAAUAACCUCCAUAAUUGCAUCAAUAUCUGCUCGACACAGGCGGCUUGCCGUGCCGCCUCCUACGCUGCUACAAGCAAGUCAUGCUGCCUCAAGUCCACUGUGAAUGCCGCCUUCGCUAACAGUAAAGUGAGCGGCCUGGUUCGCUUGCAGUAUGUACCGGCGCCGAUUGCAUGCCCGGCCGAUGGUCUGAAUCGGAUCAAGGGGGCCAGCGGAAAGGGCUUCACGGUUCAAUGCGGCACUGAUCACCCUCGUGGCGAUAUCAAAUCCGUGGCAACGCUUGACUUUGCCAACUGCAUUAGUCUCAAUAGCCAGCAGAUCAAGGAGCCAAGUGGUAGAAGCUUCACCAUUGCCUGCAAUGCAGACCGUCCGGGAGUGUUGGUUGAAAGAGACCUUGUCAACUGCUUCUACGCGGACAAACUGCCAAGUCGCCGUGCUGAGCAGCAAGAUUCCGCAGACAUCAACACGGACGACAUCAAUGUCCACAAAGAAGACGACAUCAAUAUCUACACAAAAGACGACAUCGAUAGCAACACAAAAGACCUCAUCAGCCUCUGGAGUCACGACCUCACCAGUCUCCGCCGUCACGGCCACAACGUCUACGUCCACAAAUGA